AACGCUAUACCAUCGUCUCGUAAAUCAGAAUCGCCAUUGAAGACUGGCACAAACUUGGAACUCAAUUUCUGUAACUUCUUCUUCUUCCAUCCUUCGGAUCGCUCCAGUAGAAUUCCAUCCAAUCGCCUCUACAAUCCUCGUGAGAUCAACGAGGAAAAUUGAGUACCAAUUAUAGUUCCUAUUACUCAUUGGUGGAAUUAGUUGUCAGAGAAGAUGCCUGGUCAAAAGAUUGAAACUGGUCAUCAAGACACUAUUCAUGAUGUUGCGAUGGAUUAUUAUGGUAAGCGUGUUGCAUCAGCUUCAUCUGACCAAACUAUCAAGAUCACUGGUGUAAGCAACUCAGCCACUCAGCAUCUUGCAACGCUUACCGGUCACCAAGGACCUGUAUGGCAGGUUGCCUGGGCACACCCAAAAUUUGGUCCCUUGCUUGCUUCAUGUUCUUAUGAUGGUCGUGUGAUAAUAUGGAAGGAAGGCAAUCAAAAUGAGUGGUCGCAAGCCCAUAUUUUCGAUGAUCAUAAAUCAUCUGUUAACUCAAUUGCUUGGGCCCCUCAUGAAGUGGGUCUUUGUUUGGCAUGUGGUUCAUCUGAUGGCAAUAUCUCUGUAUUCACUGCAAGAGCAGACGGUGGUUGGGACACCUCUAGGAUCGAUCAAGCUCACCCAGUUGGAGUCACAUCUGUUUCAUGGGCUCCAUCUACCACACCGGGUGCUCUUGUUGGCUCCGCUUUACUCGAUCCUGUUCAGAAGCUAUGCUCAGGCGGUUGCGACAAUACAGUGAAGGUGUGGAAGCUGUACAAUGGAGUUUGGAAGAUGGAUUGCUUCCCAGCUCUCCAAAUGCACAGUGAUUGGGUUAGAGAUGUUUCAUGGGCUCCUAACCUUGGUUUGCCGAAAUCAACAAUUGCAAGUGCGUCUCAAGACGGGAAAGUUGUUAUCUGGACCGUUGUGAAAGAAGGAGAUCAAUGGGAAGGUAAGGUUCUAAAGGACUUUAAAACCCCUGUUUGGAGGGUAUCAUGGUCGUUAACGGGCAAUAUCCUGGCCGUGGCUGAUGGAAAUAACAAUGUUUCAUUAUGGAAAGAAGCAGUGGAUGGUGAUUGGCAGCAGGUUUCAACUGUUGAACCUUAAUGUCCUCUUUUUUACUUCUUUUCGUAACACAUUUUGGUAUACUUUACACAAUUUUAACUCUGUAAGACAUCAAAAUUACCAAGAGAUCUAGAGAGCUUUGGACUAUUUUAACUUCUUGUUUGUUGUCACAGCUACUUUUAUCUUUUGCGUCUAUUGAGUUUGAUGAAUUCUAUUUUCUAUCACACUCCAACUUACACCAUUCACAAUGAGAUGGUGGAUCGUUAAUUCAACAUUAUGUGUCAACCCAUAAUUCAUAUUAUUUCAGUAAGUAUUUAAAAGGUUUAAAUA
Molecule: messenger RNA, 1407 nt
Organism: Cucumis sativus (cucumber)
Lineage: Eukaryota; Viridiplantae; Streptophyta; Magnoliopsida; Cucurbitales; Cucurbitaceae
Product: protein transport protein SEC13 homolog B
Exons: 2
Coding region: 214-1119 (301 amino acids)
Biological process (GO): protein import into nucleus; COPII-coated vesicle budding
Cellular component (GO): COPII vesicle coat; nuclear pore outer ring
Molecular function (GO): structural molecule activity; protein binding
Source: RefSeq, a predicted model, not a curated record